AUGCUCAUAUACUGCAACGAAUCUGACGGCUCAAUUCGAGUAUCCAGCAGAGCGCUGUUUGAGAUCGGGAAUUUCCUUCCCACCAAUUCGGCAUUUUGGUUGAGCACAGCCGGCGUAGUCUUCACUCGCAUGCUGGAGGAGGCGUCCUAUUCAAUCGACCUGAAACGCUCUUACAUUUGUCUCUUCAUUUUCUGUGUCAUUCCCGAACUCUACUCAGACUCAACGCCGUUAUUCUGUGAUUCCCCUACUGGGUAUGCGCUCGUCACCACUCGAGAAGCUACAGGGACAAUAGCGGGUCGUGUCUCCUCUCAUAUUGUGCAAGAUGUUUCGGCAGGAAAGAGUGAUUCGGCACCCGGUGUUAGACACCCCACCUAUCCAUCGUAUAUGACUGACGACCACUCCCCAAUUGAGUUCUCGUGUAUCUACUCAGCCGAUAGGCUGCCCACUGUUCGGUUCUCCAUUGAUCCCCUCAAGAGGCAGCAGGAGAGCGAACCGGCCCUCCAUUUAAUCGAACACUUCGCGACUCUGCUCUCUUUGUCGUUGGAGACAGAUCUCGCUUGGUGUCGGGUUUGCGCUGAGACCCUGGUGAUAUCGGAGAAUUCCGCCAGCAUGCCGACUAGCCUAUCCCAUCCGUCACAGUACUUUAUCGGAUUUGAUCUUUCCCGAAAGGGCACAGGAUUGAAGGCUUACUUCCUGACGGAAACAUGCUCCGCAGUCUAUGGUGUAUCCAAGACAGAUGUCGUGUCCUCUUUAGUCGACCGGCUGUCCGCUAUCCCGGGAAUGGAGGCACCUAAUAUCUACAUCGCAUGGUGCGAAAUCAAGGCUUUCUUUCAGUUGCUCCCGCAACAUCUCCAGCCAUCCCUGGAGAUCGUUGCAGUGGAUUGCGUUCCAUCACAUGCGAAUAGGCUCAAGAUAUAUUUUUGCAUACCACUGGCGACACUGUCUACCAUCAGACGCGUGAUGACCCUCGACUCCACACUACAGCUGCCCGACGUCGAGAAAACACUUGAGUGGGUCACGUUGUUUUGGAGACUUCUUUUCCCGAAUAUCACAGAUGAUGAGGAACCAAGCGUUGAGCUUGCGCGACUUCGGCAUCCUACGAGCGGUCUCUUGUUCUACUUCGACCUGCGUCCGGACCAUACCAAACCAUCCCCAAAGGUCUACAUUCCCGUACGUCACCUUUGUAGAAAUGAUGGAGACAUCAUUCACGCGGUGACGUGCCUCUACGACAUGCUGGGCUUCGAGAAGGCAAGGGACUCGUACGGACACUUCGUGCGCAAUACUUUCGUCCACAAGAGAAUGGAAACGAAGACAGGUGUUCACACAUAUGUAUCAUUUGCCGCUAAGCAGGGUGAUGCUGAGAUUACCGCUUACUUCAACCCGGAAUGCUUCUCCAGCGAGGGGCCAGUGUAG
Postia placenta MAD-698-R-SB12 is the source of this 1413-nucleotide messenger RNA. RefSeq lists its product as hypothetical. Lineage: Eukaryota; Fungi; Basidiomycota; Agaricomycetes; Polyporales; Adustoporiaceae. The transcript has 4 exons. The record is from RefSeq and is a predicted model, not a curated record. The coding region runs from base 1 to 1413 and encodes 470 amino acids. Gene Ontology annotation, biological process: alkaloid metabolic process. Gene Ontology annotation, molecular function: transferase activity, transferring alkyl or aryl (other than methyl) groups.